Platichthys flesus (European flounder) is the source of this 3326-nucleotide messenger RNA. RefSeq lists its product as uncharacterized. The coding region runs from base 81 to 761 and encodes 226 amino acids. The record is from RefSeq and is a predicted model, not a curated record. NCBI's taxonomy places the organism in Eukaryota, Metazoa, Chordata, Actinopteri, Pleuronectiformes, Pleuronectidae. The transcript has 2 exons.
CUUUUAAUAUAUUCAGUUGCUGGGUGUGCUGCUGAAGUGGAGACUUCACCUAUGAUUCUCAAGUCUUGCAAGCAAGAAAAAUGUAUCCCAGAUUACGGAAAACAACUGAUCCACGAGAGGACAGGAUUUGGGCCUGCAGCUCCGCAUUGACAGCACAGAAAAUGUUUGUCAUUUUGUGGAUGUGUGUUGGUGUACUGUCCACACUUUUGCCGGCUGUGGGGGCCGUCGAAUGUUCGAAUGAGAUGGAAACACAACUGAGACUGAGACCAAGCCUGAGCUCCAGAGCCGGGCCACAGCUGACCAACUGCUUACUGGAGUGCACCCGGAUGACAUACUACAAUAAACUGCAAAUUCAGGACAAUAACAACAUACGGCUUAAAGACUCCACAGAUGGAGACCUCGGGGAAUACUGCUGGUCUAAGGAGCUCAAGUGUACCCUGGGGGAGAGCUUUCUGCGUGCCUAUGUGGUGUUGCCCAUGGAUAUAUCUGCUGCUGGACACGAGCAGUUGGAAGUGAUAGCCAGUGCCCCCGUUGCCACCAAACUGCACCUACACGCCAGCCCCACCACAAUCCCAGAGCGCUGCGGCCUGCGUUACGAUGUCACAGAGCACUUCAGCACAGGGGAGUCAGAGACGUCAUUCUGCGUCAAGCUCAGCACCCAGGAAGACAUCCUUGGGGACAGCGUUCUCAGAUGUCCCCCCUAUCUGGUCACCUUCUGGAAGAGAGGUCCAAACCAGUCCAACCAACAAGGUGAUGGAUAAAACAUCAGCGAUGGAAUAAGUUCUCAGAACUUUUACCUUAGAAAAAAAGCACUUUAGUACACGUAUGUAAGUAAACGUAUAUAAGUACAAUCUAGAGCCCAAAAGUAUCUAGCUAUACUUUUAUAUGAUGUAUUUUUUAGAUCAAUCUUAUUAAUGAAUAAGUGUGCAAGCAGCUUUUUACAGUUGUAGUUUGUUGAGGUUAAGUUGAUUUAUAAUAAUUGGAUAUAAGGUUGCAACUAAUAAUGACAGUCAUUAUGUAUUAAUCUCCUUGUUUUUUUCCUAAUUGAUUAAUUGUCUUUUCCAAGUUAGAAAACAUCACAAAUAGCACAAUACCAUUUACCAAAUCUAAAAAUUAUUAAACAUAAAAGCAGCAAAUUCCUACAGCUGCAACUUUGACAAAACUGUCAAAACAGAAUAAAAAAUGAUACAAACAAUAGUUGCCAAUAAAUGUUCUGUCAAACAUCUGAACAAAUUAUACAUAAUGUUACUUAUUCAAUCUAAAAUAAAGCAUUGUAUUUCAUAAAAAUCUAUGCUUAUAUGCAAAACUCUGCAUUUCUUAAACAUCUUUAUUUAAUAGAUACAAUCAAAACAAAAUAUUCCUCAUCAAAAUAAAAAUUUAAAGUAUAAUUACGACGAAAUACAGUAUUCAAGCACAAAUACUUAGUACUAAAUUUGUAGUUGAGCACAAUGCUUGAGUAAAGAGAUUAUAGUUACAUUCCACAGCUGUUAAGUACAAGGUUAACUGAAUACUGGCUGGCGGUGGGGUUUAUUUAACAUGGGUUUAUAUAAGUUAUUAACUUGAUAAAAACUGCAUCUAAGUAUUUUAAAGUUCAAUUUAUAAUAUAACCACAACAAACAACACAGACAGUUAUUGGUAAAUCGAUGCAGGAUCAGAAUGUAAUUUAUUCGAAUGCUACUAAGAUAUUGAUUAUGGGCCCUUUGGAGGUUUGUUUGUUCUGUGUGACGGAUUUUUGUUGACAAAGGAUGUUUUUUUUAUAUUUACUGUACGCAGAGUAAACAGUAUUUAUGUCUUUCAGUCUCCUGUAGGUGACGUUUAAAGAAUGUUCUUAUUUUGAAAGUCCUUUUUUGAUCACUGAAAGUAGAUUUGGAUCACUUUGCAUGAAUCUAUGUUACAGACAAAUAGAUGUUUACCAGAAAAGCUGCAAUGAAUGGUGAGUGUUCUGUUAGAUGGUUUCAUUGGCAAUAAGAGUCGUGCAAAAGGUCCCUGUUACAUGAAAUAAACAACGUAAGUAUGAGAAAUAAAUUAUUGUAAGUGUGCAUGGAAACUUUAUUUUCCUUUUACACCAAAUGUUUAUUGUGUGUCAGUAUUAUAAAUAUUAAAAGGUUACAUAACAACCAAUACAAACCCGAUUCCUAUUACAAUUAACUGCAAAACAAAUUAAGCAAAACAAAUGAACAAAUACUUUUGGACAAAUUGUGUGGGAAUCUUCUGAGAUACAAAGUAUGAUUAUAUUUGGAAUACUACUAGUACAAACUAUCUGUGUGUAUCCUGUAUGUGUUUUCCUGAUUACUGGUCACAUGUAUAUUAGCCUGUGUCACUGUGUGUUAGCAUGGUUGUGAUAUUAUGUGAAGUCUCCAUCAUCCUGCCACUGAUUGUGUGCUCAAAAUGGAAACAAGAAAGCAUGGAGUACCAUCUACUGGCUUUCAUGUGAAAUAACAGAAAUACAGAAAUAUUGUACUCAACACUCUCCAACCACUGGAUGGCAAACUAGUCAUAGGGCAAUAUUGUGUGUGUGUGUGUGUGUGUGUGUGUGUGUUUGUGUCUGUGUGUGCAACCAGCAAUGUGUAUCAAACACUAGAAGGUACUAGUUUUCUUAAGCUUUUAUGCAGUGGAUAAUCACAACUUAUGAUGUCAUCAUUAAAGCCAAAUUUGUUAAGGAACUAAUUUUAUUUCGGAUAUAAUUUUAUCUCCAGGAUAUGAGCAAAACCAUAUUAAGAAUAAAAACCAGGAUAUGAAUGUUCAUGUAAACAUACAUAUAUUUGACUCUAUAACAACUAUUAAACAGUCACAGAAAUCGUGUCUUAUAUAAUCGUACACUUACAGUCAAGUGCACAUUCAUUGGCACAUGUCUAUCAGCUGUCCUGAGCCUCUGCUCAGGUCUAAAUGAAGGAUAGUGGUGUUGGUAUGCUCUGUUGGCACACGCUCAGGAGCUUUGUAACAUAACCACGCAUGGUGAGUGUCCAGUAACUGACCCUUCUCCAAAGCCUGAGUUGCAAGAACAGCUACACGAGGACAUGCAAGCUAAGUGUUUUUUUUUUUUAACCCCAGGUCAAACUGCUUUCUAAAAUUUUAUUGUUGAAAAGCUUUAAAUGAUUUCUAGGUUGUCUGCUGCAGGCCAAGAGUAGAGCUGGUCAUCAAAACUGGUACCACAGCUUUACGGUGUGUCAGGACAAGUGAGGCCUGCUUCGAUAUGUUUGGUCAGAAGAGUGAAUCCCUGCUGGUUUCAUCAGACCUGUGACUAUGUGUGACACUGCACUGACAACCUAUAGAAAUGUUGGGACCAAUGUUUUGUAUAUGCUAAAUUAAAGCAUUUUUGUGACCAA